Messenger RNA from Exserohilum turcica Et28A, 720 nucleotides. RefSeq lists its product as uncharacterized. NCBI's taxonomy places the organism in Eukaryota, Fungi, Ascomycota, Dothideomycetes, Pleosporales, Pleosporaceae. The record is from RefSeq and is a predicted model, not a curated record. The coding region runs from base 1 to 429 and encodes 142 amino acids. Gene Ontology annotation, biological process: regulation of transcription by RNA polymerase II. The transcript is spliced from 3 exons. Gene Ontology annotation, molecular function: transcription coregulator activity. Gene Ontology annotation, cellular component: mediator complex.
AUGGCAAACCUAAGCCCUGAAUCGGCGAUAGUCGAGGUCGAGGCCCAGCUGAAGGACAUCGUACAGAACCUCUACAACCUCAUCGUGCAAGCAUAUGAUCACCAUGGAAACACAACACAAGAGGCUAUGAAGCGUGAGAUCCAGUCGCUCGUUCAGAACUUAGUCAAGCUGGCCAGGACCGCACCUUCUAUCCAAAUCGACAUACCGCCUGAGGUCAUGUCCUAUGUCGAAAACUCCAGGAAUCCCGAUAUAUUCACCCGCGAGUUCGUCGAGACUGUGCAGCGGAUGAAUCAGAUGCUGAAUGGGCGCUUCGAUGCAUAUCGGAUGCUGCAAGAGCAACUAGCAUGGCAGGUCUCGAAUGCUAUUCCAGAGCUCAAAGAAGACGUCACCUCCGUGGUUGAAUCCACUGGUGGAAAGGUGCCGGUAUAACUGUCUCAGCUCAGCUUCAUUAUUCUUGCUCAGGCUUUAACCCAGAGUCGAGACCAUGGGUGACAUCCCCGGCGUGAACCGUGCUGUAUCUUCAACCGAUGGAUCAGACCGUCAUCCUUUCUUCCAUAACUUUGAAACUCCUCAAAUGGCAGCACGAAGCGGAUACAGUUCAACUCUCGAUGGACAUCGCAUUGGCACGAAGCGCCCAAAGCCAGAAGCCAACGCCGUUGCGCAGCAUCACAACAGCACGCAAAAAAGGGACACAAACGCGAUAGACGCUUCUCGGAAUGC